This is a messenger RNA of Tarenaya hassleriana, 746 nucleotides long. Its product is annotated as zinc finger protein ZAT11-like. Gene Ontology annotation, biological process: response to stress; response to chitin. The coding region runs from base 95 to 622 and encodes 175 amino acids. The transcript has a single exon. NCBI's taxonomy places the organism in Eukaryota, Viridiplantae, Streptophyta, Magnoliopsida, Brassicales, Cleomaceae. The record is from RefSeq and is a predicted model, not a curated record.
AGCAGUUCUUCUUUCUGUCUUUUUUUCUCUCUGAAUCCCAAAAAAAAAAAAAGAUAUCUGUAAUCGUCAUUUUUAUUUCUAGAUUCCUUGAGAUAUGAAGAGAGAAAGAUCAGAUUACGAAAACUCCAUCAAAUCUCUCGACAUCGCAAAAUAUCUGAUCCUACUUUCCGAGACCUUUGCAAAUACACCGAUGGUUACAAACCAAUCCGUCAACGAAGAUACAAACCAUUUCGAAUGCAAAACAUGCAACAAGAGAUUUUCUUCGUUCCAAGCCCUGGGAGGACAUCGAGCGAGUCACAAGAAACCUAAAUUGGUAGGCGAGCCGAAGCAUAACAACGGCGCCGAUAACGAUAAAACGCACGAGUGUUCGAUAUGUAGACAGUCGUUCGGCUCGGGACAAGCUCUCGGGGGUCACAUGAGACGACACAGAGCGGUCAUAUCGGCCGAGCCAGUGAUCCUCUGUCCGAAACUUCCCGCAGUGUUGCCUGUCCUGAAGAGAUGUAACAGUAGUAAGAGGGUAUUGUCUUUGGAUUUGAAUCUAACGCCGUUAGAGAAUGAUCUUGAAUACGUUUUGGGCAAUACUUAUUUGUCUCCCAAGAUCGAUAUGAACUUUGUUAGUUAGUAUUUUUUUUUUUUUUAUCUUUUCCAAAUCUGUUGUGAUCAUUGUUUGUUUUUAUUCUAAUUCUUUGAUUUCUUUUCAGUCAUGUAAAGAAAAAAUCAUAAUAAAAUGAUUUCUGUUUAUCUCA